Solenopsis invicta (red fire ant) is the source of this 3556-nucleotide messenger RNA. RefSeq lists its product as uncharacterized. The transcript is spliced from 11 exons. NCBI's taxonomy places the organism in Eukaryota, Metazoa, Arthropoda, Insecta, Hymenoptera, Formicidae. The coding region runs from base 935 to 3286 and encodes 783 amino acids. Gene Ontology annotation, biological process: detection of chemical stimulus involved in sensory perception of smell; sensory perception of smell. Gene Ontology annotation, molecular function: olfactory receptor activity; odorant binding. Gene Ontology annotation, cellular component: plasma membrane. The record is from RefSeq and is a predicted model, not a curated record.
AUAUUAAUCAUUAUUAUAAAUUAGUUGUUAUUUAUUAUCUUAUUUAUUUGUCAAUAACAAUUUAAUUUGCAUUAAUAGAAAUUAAUGUAAAUACAAAUAAAUUGUAUGUUAUGUAUUAUUACUAUAUUAGGAGACGGUAGUGUCUUGAGUCAAGUUAUAUUUUUACUUAAAAAAGGCUGUGUAGCAGCGGCACACUAUGUUAGACAUUUUGGUCGUUGACUUUUAUUAGAGCAUAUAUACUUCAUGUGUAAGUCUUAUAUUUUUUUGUUGGUUUAUUUAUAAUUGAAUGUUUAUAAUAUCUGCAAAUUUUUUACUUUUUAAAUUUCUUUAGUAAACAAAUUCUCUCCUUUUUCACUUACUAAACUAGUAAAGGAAAUUACUCGUUAUUUCUCCAGACGGAGUGUUCAGUUGUUUUUCCCUCAUUACAUUUCUUCAAAGACUAAAAGUUUAUUUUCACACACAAACACAAUUUAUUUCAGUUCGCUUAGAAUACCUAAUAUAUAAUCAUCCUGGUCGUGUAUUUAAUAAUUUCCUACCAUUCGAUAGGAAAUGUGGUAGGAAACAUCUAGACAUUUUUUUCUGGUCUACGAUAUUGCAUUUUAAAGAAAUAAUGUUGCAAAAAAUGAAACCGUUGUGCAGUAGGCUUAUCUUUUUUGCGUUACUAUAGCCGCACAAUUAUUGUUACAUCACGAUUGAAGUACACAUUAGCAGUCUGUUACGAAAUGAUAGUCUGUUGAAAUAUUGAGUUCUGUUUCAACUUAUCGUACCAUGCAAAGUAUAAUAGCGAUUGAUCCAUAUUCACCUGAGUGGGGACGCAUCGCGUGGGGGAUGCUCUUGGAGAAACGCAUGCACCCUCAUUUCUUGUGCAAUCAAAGUAAAGAACAAAUAUUCUGACACUGAUCUCUGUUUAAACAUAUUUGUAAAAUUAUUUGCAAUGACAAUUCCAUCUGCUGUCAGUCCAGCGUUAAAAGUUUGCCUACAGCUUCUUGGUUUGUGGCCGGGUGAUUCUACUUCUGCUAUUUAUUUGCUGAGUUAUCUGCUGAGUAUGCUGAUUAUACAGUACUUCCAAUAUGUGUACAUACUUGAUCAUUUGAAGAUCAGCGAGUUGACAAAUCUCGUCGACUGUCUAUCUUUGGCUCUAGAUUACACUUUGACAAUAUUUAAAUUGAUCGUUCUGUGGAUACAGCGUCGAGUUUUUCAUAAAAUUGUGACUAUUAUGGAUAAUGAUUGGUGCGAAUGUACCAAAAUUGAUAAUCAUUUGCAUAUGAUGAAAAUUAAAGCAGAUAUAUCGCAUUUUGUCUCUAACAGUUUAUUGAGUUUUAAUGCGAUUAUUGCGGUACCUUAUCUCUUAGGCGAUUACAUAAUGCAUUCCGUAUUCUCAAGUGUAAAUCGCAAUAUUACUUUACGGCAGCUUCCUGUAAAGAUACAAUUUCCUUUUGACACACAACAAUCGCCUACGUAUGAUAUUCUCGUUAUGGCAUUAUUUUUACAUGUAUUUAUACACGCUGGCAUACUUGCUACUGUAAAUGGAUUAAUUUUUACAUUGGUAUUUCAUGUGAGCGGACAAAUUGAUGUAAUAUGUUAUGAAUUUACAAACAUCUCUAAAAAUACUCUUCUUCAUAAAUCUUCCGUGUCUUUAAUUGGAAUGUUGAUUAAGAGGCAUAAUAGAAUCAUUUCAUUUUCUAAGAACAUCGAAACUCUCUUCUCCCUCAUCGCGUUGAUGCAAGUAAUUUGGAAUACAUUAGUUAUUUGCUGUCUGGGACUUGUUAUAAUAGUUUCUGUUCAUAACAAUACUGGAGUUUUUGUAUUAGUAAAAACUGGUGUUGCUUAUAUAGCUAUGACGAUUGAAACCUUCGUCAUUUGUUUUGCUGGAGAAUAUCUUAGCUUGAAGAGUAAAUCAAUUGCUGAUGCAACAUAUAAAUCGCUGUGGUAUGAUAUGCCUUUACGUCAAAGUAAAAUUAUAUUAUUCAUAAUAAUGAGAUCUCAGAAGCGACUGGGCAUCCAUGCAGGGAAAAUGUUGGAUAUGUCAUUUCAAACUUUUACAAAUGUAACGUUUCACAUUUUGUUAUGGGGUAUGCCACACUCCACUACACCAUGCACAACAAAAUAUUCUGAGACUGAUCUCUAUUUUCUCAUAUUUUUAAAAUUACUUGCAAUGACAAUCCCAUCUAGUAUUAGCCCAGCGUUAAAAGUUGGCUUACAACUUCUUGGUAUGUGGCCGGGUGAUUCUACUUCUGCUAUUUAUUUGCUGAGUUUUCUGCUGAAUAUGCUGAUUGUACUGUACUUCCAAUAUGUGUACAUAUUUGAUCAUUUGAAGAUCAGCGAGUUGACGAAUCUCGUCGACAGUCUGUCUGUGGCUCUAAAUUACACUUUGACAAUAUUUAAAGUGAUCAUUCUGUGGAUACAGCGUCGAGUUUUUCAUAAAAUCCUGGCUACUAUGGAUCAUGAUUGGCGCAAAUGUAUCAAUAUCGAUAAGCAUUUGCAUAUGAUGACAAUCAAAGCAAAAGUAGCACAUUUUAUUUCUAACACUUUAUUGAGUAUGACUGCGAGUAUUGGGGUAACUUAUCUGUUAGGCGAAUAUAUAAUUCAUUCUGUAUUCUUAUCUGAAGAUUACAAUGACACUUUACGGCAGCUUCCUAUAAAAGUGCAAUUUCCUUUUGAAACUCAACAAUCACCUACGUUUGAAAUUCUUCUUGCAGUAAUAUUUGUAAAUGUUAUGAUGAACGUAUGCGUAGUCGCACUUAUAAACGGAUUAAUUUUUUCUUUGGUAUUUCAUGCAAGCGGCCAAAUUGAUAUAAUGUGUUAUGAAUUUAGAAAUAUAUCUAACAACAAGAGUACUCUUCUUCGUGAAUCUUCCGUCACUUCACUAGGAAUGCUGAUUGAGAGGCAUAAUAGAAUUAUUUCGUUUUCCAAUGAUAUCGAAACGCUAUUCUCCUUCAUUGCGUUGAUGCAGAUUGUUUGGAAUACAUUAGUUAUUUGCUGUCUAGGAUUUGUUUUAAUAAUUUCUAUUCAUACCAAAGCUGGAAUUUUCGUGUUAAUAAAAACUGCUACUGCUUACCUAGCUAUAAUGAUGGAAGCCUUCGUCAUUUGUUUUACUGGAGAAUAUCUUAGCAUGAAGAGUAAAUCAAUUACUGAUGCAACAUAUAAAAUGCCAUGGUAUAAUAUGUCUUUACAUCAAAAUAAAAUAUUAUUAUUCAUGAUAAUGAGAUCUCAGAAGCGACUGUGCAUUACAGCAGCAAAUAUGAUGGAUAUGUCAUUCGAAACUUUUACAAUUGUAAGGUUAUAAAUUUUUUGUACAUUUAAAUAAUUAUUAAAAGACAAGUUUAUUUUAUUUAUAAUUCCAAUCUGCUGAGAAAUUUAUUCUUUAGGCAUAAAUAGUGUACAUCUACUUAUUUAAUUUCUUAACUUCUUUCUUUUAGAUGAUGAAAGCGUCAGGAUCAUAUGUAUCUGUCCUGUAUGCUAUGUACUGAUACUGAAAGAAAUACAAUAUACAUUUGAUAAAUUUACAACGUAAUUAAUAUAUAAGUUAAUAAGAUAAAAUAUCAAAUAAUGAAUU